AUAUUCCAUGAGAACUCUAUCCAUGUAGAUAUUAAUAGCCAUUACAUUGAAUUGAUUCAUGCAUUUAAUAUCAGUGAGAUAUUAUAUCUAUUUAUAUCAGUAGACAUCAAAUCGAACUGCAUAAUAUACAUGCAUAGGAUUCAUGCAUACAUUUAGUGCAAGUGGUGUAGAAAAGGUGAAAAUAACGAACAGUGAUCUAUCUCAAAACUCCUAUAAGCAAUACAAAAAGAGAGUUGGGAAAACACAGACCCCUGGAUAUACCAGAGGUGAGAUCAGGUGCCUAAGUGGAGUAACCAUCCCCUGUCGACCGGUGACAAUGAAUAAUGAAUUGUCAUUGAGUUGGACUAUGUAGUUAGUACGAAUAAGACAACAUAUCCAGUCAUAUAAAUAGUUUUGAUAUAACAAGGAUUCAAUGACUUGAAUAUUUCUAUAGUGUACUGGUAUUUAACGAAGAUCGUUAAUCACAAACGUGUAGCCAUCUCCUUAUGACAUGUUGUAUAUUUUACAUUUGAUUAUGAUUUAUUCCUUAACCUCAUUAUUUUGAAACAGUCACUUGCAUAAAUGUUCAAUAGGUGUAAACAAACACUUGUCCUAUUACGGUUAUGAAAAGUGAUAGCUUUACAAGAUAUAAGAGUUUAAACUCAGAUAUGCAAAGUCACAUCUUUGUUAAGCCCUUUGGAUUGCUGAAUAUAAUAUCACCAAAUGAAGUUAGCAUUAAGGUUUUUGUGGAUAAUCAAUUAUUGGAAUACUUGAUAUGACAACUUCAAGUGGGAGAAAGUCAACGCUAUCGAGAGAAAAUUAUGACAAGUCCAACAGACGCUAUGUGGUGUUUGCUGGUUCCCUGUUCAUUCAUUUCAUCGUCAUAUCAAUGGCGCCUGCGAUGUUGGGGAUCGUGUAUGUUGACGUCAUUAGAGAAUUUAAAGCAGAUGCCUCCUUAGUGGCCUUAAUGCAGUCCUUGUAUCGCGGGAUCGUGUUUGGAGGAGGACUGAUAGCGGAACUUGUUAUAAGACGAGUAGGAGAGUUCCCAUGUAUGAUGGCUGGGUCAUUAUUAGGAAGCCUUAGUUUUCUAGCGGCAGCAUUUUCGAAAAGUUUAAUCGCAAUUGUUCUUCUUGUUGGUGUUGGAGGAGGGUGUGGAUUCGUGUUUCCGGUAUUCUUGUCUUUUGUCAAUGUUAGAAGAGCCUUUUAUAGUCAUUCGUCCGCUGCAAAAUUCCUUACUGCUAUGACCAUUGGAGCUGGAGUGGGGUUGUUGGUGACUCCUUAUAUGACCGAAUUUUUCCUAAGGGAGUUUGGAUGGCGAGGAACAAUCAUGAUGGCUGCAGGGUUAUUCUUUCACCUUAACCUGAUUGCUGUAGUUGUGAAAAUAAAUUUACCGCCUUCAGAAGAGACGAAAGAAUCUAAGAAUUUCAAGUGGAGGGACCAAGUUGCCAUUUUCAAAAGCAGACCGUUUUCAGUUUACAUAUUUGAUGUUUUUCUCUUCGGAAUGUUUGGUUUUGCUGAGACUUGGUUUCUUCCGGAUUUCCUCGUCUCAAACAAUUACACCAAAGAAGAUGCUGCCUUGUUGCUGACAGUAAGCGGUGUAUUCAAUCUCGGUGGACGAAUAUUCGCGGUACCUCUAUCAUCGUUCUUUAGUCGACCCAAGAUACUGUACCAUUGGAGCUACAUCUGUCUAGCCUUGGCUCUCAGUCAUGCGCUAUACCCAUACUUCCUCCAGUCCUACCUCGUUUUGAUACUCGCCUCCGGACUUUACGGUAUUUGUGAAGGGCUACUGAAUUCUCAGGGAGGAUCCGUUGUUCUUCAAUCACUCCCUAUGAAUCUUUAUCCAUUAGGAAUAGCAACAGACAUAACGUGUUAUGGAGUGUCUUCUGCUGUUGGUGGAUACAUUGGUGGAUUCAUUCGUGACGUCACAGGUGGAUAUGAUGGUGUCUUCUAUGUGGCAUCGAUAUCAUCCAUUUUCUGUUCAUUUGCAUCACUCCUUUUAAUUCUCGUGGACAAACUGUAUAGGAAGAAAGACAGAAAAAACGUUCAUAGUACCACUAUUUCAAUAAUUUCACAUCUCUAAAUACAAUGUGGUAAAAAUACUGAUAUCCCAUGAUUUGUAUGUAACUACAUUUUCAAACUUGAGAAAAGCAAACGAAAUUAGAACUCAAUUGCAAAUGGAUGGUUUUAAAAAUAGUAUCCUUAACUUGCUAUCAUCGAUGGCAUCUUUAAGGAAUGUAUAUGUAUGUUUAAUAAACAAACAAGUUGCUCUCCAUUGAAAAA
Molecule: messenger RNA, 2259 nt
Organism: Ostrea edulis (European flat oyster)
Lineage: Eukaryota; Metazoa; Mollusca; Bivalvia; Ostreida; Ostreidae
Product: monocarboxylate transporter 2-like
Exons: 7
Coding region: 755-2059 (434 amino acids)
Biological process (GO): transmembrane transport
Molecular function (GO): monocarboxylic acid transmembrane transporter activity
Source: RefSeq, a predicted model, not a curated record